AUGGCCUCAAUACCAAUAUCCACAACCGCCAAGGCGGCCGCAAAGAACGCCGUCACCUUCACAGCAGGUCGUGCCGCCUUCCAGCCGCGCCAGACCUACGACGUGUCGCCCAACAUCCCACGGUCCUUCUUCCUCGGCCACCACCACGCCGGCCUCGCCCGCAUGCGCCAGAGCCUCGCCACCGUCGGCCUAAUCAUUGAGUGCCGCGACUUCCGCGUGCCCAUCACCUCCUGGAACCCCCUCCUCGAACAAUCCCUCGCGGGCUCUUCCCCAGCCGAGCGCGCCCGCAUCAUCGUCUACACCCACCGCGACCUCGGCCCGGACAGCCACCCCUCCGACGACCCUUCCACCCCCUCCCUCUCCGAGUCCGCCGCCCACCACCUCCGCAACUUCCACCUCCAGCACAACCACGCCACCGAAGUCCUCUUCACCAGCACCGGGACCCCCUCUUCCAAAUCCCCCACCAACACCCCCACGGCCGCCCUCCUCUCCGCCAUCACCCGCGUCGCCCGCGACCGCGACAGCCUCACCGGCCUGCGCGCCCUCGUAGUCGGCAUGCCCAACGCCGGCAAAUCGACCCUCCUCAACGCGCUCCGCCGGCGCAGCGUCAAGGGCACGGGAGCCGCGGUGCGCGCGAGCGGCGCCAAGGUCGCGCGCACGGGAGCUAACCCCGGCGUGACGCGCAAGCUGAGCUCGCCCGUGAGGAUUGUGCCUGCCGAGGGGCAGGAUGCGUCGUUGGCGGGGGUCGGGGAGGGGGUGUUUGUGGUGGAUACGCCGGGGGUGUUUAUCCCGUACGUGUCGGACCCGGAGAAGAUGCUGAAGUUGGCGUUGGUGGGGUGCGUGAGGGAUGGGAUACUGCCGAGGGAGACGCUGGCGGAUUAUUUGCUGUUUCGGUUGAAUUUGGAUGGUGAGGCGGGGCGGGGGUAUGUGGAGAGGCUGGGGAUGGCGGGGCCGACGAACGAUGUGACGGAGUUUCUGGAGGCGGUUGCGAAGCGCGUGGGGAAGCUGGCUAAGGGCGGCGGGGCCAACUAUGAUACGGCGGCCGAGUGGGCGGUGCAGGCGUGGAGGGGCGGCGGGUUUGGCAAGGUGCUGCUGGACGAUGUCACGCCUGAGACGCUAGAGACGGCCCUGGAAGAGGCCAAGGUGACGGCGUUGAGCAUGAACCAGGCGAGGAAGAAGGGCAAGGAGGAGAGGAAGGCAAGGAACGAGGCUAAGCGGUCGAGGAUAGCGGGUGGCGGAGAAGGAGAUGGGUCAACGUGA
Molecule: messenger RNA, 1260 nt
Organism: Chaetomium globosum CBS 148.51
Lineage: Eukaryota; Fungi; Ascomycota; Sordariomycetes; Sordariales; Chaetomiaceae
Exons: 1
Coding region: 1-1260 (419 amino acids)
Cellular component (GO): mitochondrion
Molecular function (GO): GTP binding; GTPase activity
Source: RefSeq, a predicted model, not a curated record